AUGGCACUUUUCUUCCUGUACUCUCCUACCUUUGCAUUUCUCGCCCUCUUUCAGGCGUUUAACCUUGUAUAUUGCCAAUCUUAUAUUGGUGUCAACUAUGGGCAGGUCGCCAAUAAUCUUCCCCCACCUUCAGCUACUGCCAAGCUUCUUCAAUCCACCUUCAUAGAGAAGGUCCGAUUGUACGGAUCAGAUCCUGCCAUAAUCAAAGCCCUCGCCAACACCGGUAUAGGAAUUGUCAUUGGAGCAGCAAAUGGUGACAUACCUGCUCUUGCUUCUGAUCCCAACUUCGCAAAAGACUGGAUUAACUCCAACGUGAUCCCGUUUUACCCUGCUAGCAAUAUCAUCCUCAUCACGGUAGGGAACGAGGUCAUGACCUCUAAAGACCAUAAUUUGAUCAAUCAAUUGCUACCGGCAAUGCAAAAUCUCCACAAUGCCCUAAACGCCGCAUCUCUGGGCGGAAAGAUUAAGGUCUCCACCGUACACUCCAUGGCGGUGCUGAGACAAUCCGAACCUCCAUCCUCCGGACGGUUCCACCCGAGCAUGAUGAACGUCUUAAAGGGAUUGCUUAGGUUUAACAAUGACACCAAUUCGCCCUUUGCAAUCAAUCCUUACCCAUACUUUGCAUACAAAAGCGAUCCGAAUAGGCCUGAGAACUUAGCGUUUUGUCUCUUUCAACCAAACUCAGGCCGGUUUGAUUCAAACACAAAAAUCAAGUACGUGAACAUGUUCGACGCUCAGGUUGAUGCGGUUCGUUCUGCUUUGAACUUUGUGGGGUUUAAGGACGUGGAGAUCGUGGUUGCCGAGACUGGCUGGCCUUACAAAGGAGACAAUAAUGAGGUUGGUCCAAGUCUUGAGAAUGCCAAGGCUUAUAACGGUAACUUGAUUGCUCACCUUCGUUCCAAGAUUGGGACGCCAUUAAUGCCAGGGAAAUCAGUGGACACGUACAUCUUUGCGCUUUAUGACGAGGACUUAAAGCCUGGGCCAACUUCUGAACGCGCCUUUGGGCUUUUUAAACCUGAUCUGACCAUGACCUACGACGUUGGACUUAUCAAGCACAAUAACCAGGUUCCUAAUAAUACAAAGAAAUAUGCAUGGUGUGUGCCAAAACCAGGCGCAUCUGACGCCCAGCUUCAAGCAAAUUUGGAUUAUGCUUGUGGACAUGGGAUUGAUUGUAGCCCAAUCCAAUAUGGUGGGCCUUGUUUUGAGCCCAACACAGUGAUAUCACACGCGGCAUAUGCCAUGAACCUCUAUUACCAAACUUCGGGUCGCUAUCCUUGGAAUUGUGAUUUCUCCCACACGGCCAUGUUGUCAUCCAGUAACCCUAGUUAUAAUAAUUGCGUUUAUCCAGGGGGAGGCAUCUAAAAAUGAGGUUUCCUUGCUUUUGUGAUUUGAGAAUGAAGGGGGUGUUGUGAAAAUAAAAGUAAAAAGCAUUUAAUAAGAGAAAAAAUUGCAGGAGAGGUGUAGAUAAUUGGAGAUGAGAGCAGUGGAA
Molecule: messenger RNA, 1489 nt
Organism: Neltuma alba
Lineage: Eukaryota; Viridiplantae; Streptophyta; Magnoliopsida; Fabales; Fabaceae
Product: glucan endo-1,3-beta-glucosidase 7-like
Exons: 4
Coding region: 1-1362 (453 amino acids)
Biological process (GO): carbohydrate metabolic process
Molecular function (GO): hydrolase activity, hydrolyzing O-glycosyl compounds
Source: RefSeq, a predicted model, not a curated record